AAUAUAUAACGACAAAAGCGCGCGAAAGCACAGUCGGACACAACAGCCGAGUAUACCGGCCGGUCGGUGGCGCGCCGCUUGGGAAAAAUCACAGUUUUCCUCUCUUGUUGUCCGACGGCCUUUAGUACAUGUUUGGACACCGACCUCGCUCCAACUCCCAUUACUCAAUAUUCAUAAAUACACCAAUCAACUUAAUAAUAUAAAUGACGCUUCUAACACUUCUAAUUGCUAGUUUAUUUACUUCAGUUUUGUCGUGGUACCAUAAUGAGCCCAGUUUUUGGGUACCAGGGCAGUAUGGGUAUCAAGGAGUGCAUAAUGGUUUGGAGCAUGCAAAGGAGUUUGUUAACGAGUGGACUGUGGAAGUGGAAGGUGGUGAAGAAGUAGCGCAGCUGGUGGCUCUGGAGCUUGGAUACGUUUUUGGAGGGAAGGAUCCAGAUAUCAGUUGGGAUAGCAAUGACGAUGAUGCAGAUCCCUCACCAAGAUAUGAAGAUAUCAAGUUGAAUUCGCAUGGCACUCGUUGUGCAGGAGAAAUAGCCAUGACCGCAAACAACUUGAAGUGUGGUGUGGGCGUGGCAUGGGGAGCGAAAGUAGGUGGAGUUAGAAUGCUCGAUGGACGAAUUACAGACCGGAUAGAGGGAGAAGCGAUAGGAUACGCGUUAGACAAAGUGGACAUAUACAGUGCUUCUUGGGGUCCUAAUGAUGAUGGUCGAACUGUGGAGGGACCAGGGCGCCUAGCUAACGAGGCGUUCAAACGUGGUGUCACUGAGGGUCGUGGUGGAAAAGGUGCCAUUUAUGUUUGGGCAAAUGGCAAUGGCGGUGGUCACGGAGACAAUUGUAACUGUGAUGGAUACUCCUCUAGCAUUUACACAAUAUCAAUAGGAAGUGCUUCUCAGCAUGGUCUGUUUCCUUGGUACGGGGAGAUUUGUUCGUCUACGCUUGCUGCCGCAUACUCCUCUGGUGCCUACAAAGAUCAAAAAAUAGCUACGACAGACACCGGUGAUUCCUGUACGCUGGGACAUACUGGAACGUCUGCCGCUGCCCCAUUGGCUGCUGGCAUCAUCGCUCUCGCUCUAAGUGCAAAUCAAAAUUUGACAUGGCGGGAUGUACAACAUUUAAUAGUUUGGACCUCAGAAUACGCUCCACUUUCAGCCAAUCCUGGGUGGCAAAUAAAUGGUGCAGGGCUUUAUUUUGACGUUCGAUUUGGUUUUGGACUUUUAAAUGCUGGUGCACUCGUGAAAAUGGCACUAAACUGGACGACUGUACCAAGAGAUUAUGUGUGCCGGGUAAAUUCUGCACCGAUUGAAGAAGAAAAUACUCGUUUGUGGUCUGGGCAUCAUGUUGAAGUCCCGAUAUCAGUAGAAAAUGAUUGUUUAGUCAAUUUCGUUGAACAUGUCGAGGUGUCAAUAAAUGUGAAAUAUUCUCGCCGGGGAGCAUUGGAGAUUUAUUUAGUUUCACCCCAAGGCACGCAAGUUCAACUACUUAGCCCUCGUCGCAAGGACACAUCUACAACUGGUUUUGUAAAUUGGCCCCUUAUGUCUGUAGCCACUUGGGGCGAAAAUCCUAAAGGUGUUUGGAAAGUCAUAGUUGUUGAUAAUACCGAUGAAAAAAAUGCCGGUCACGUAGGUCCUGUGGGUUUAACGAUACACGGAACCAAAACUAUGCCCGCCCACAUGAAAAAUGGACCAAGGAUUUACAACGACAAUUACAACUAUCAAGAAGCGUUCGAAUAUUUCGAUAAUGUAGACAAAGAAGUCGCUGACGUCGUGUCGAAUACCGUUACAGACGAUGAAGUUGUAGCCAUGUUACCAGGCGAUCAUAAGUCGCAGGCGGUCGUCGAUAUACAUGACAUUGAUUCUACAGUAUUAGCUGAGGUAGAGAAGGAAUUACAACGGAUUAACCAUCGACGAGUGUACAGCGAUAUAGGAUUGUAAAUUGUCAUACUGCUUUAUCAUGUAAAUAACAAUAUGUGUACAAUAUAUGUUCAUACAGUAAACAAUUAAUUUAAUGAAAAUUAUAUACAUAUAGCGAAAUAGACAGAUUGUAGACGGCGACAUCUAUUAUUCGGAUGAAGUAACAUCAUAGUUUUGUAAAUCGCUUUUAUCAGUGUAAAGUCUAUUCCAGUUUUAAAGUCAUUACCUUAUUUUUCUAUCUUCCUAGUAUAAUUAUCUUAAAACAGUAUUAUUAGAAAAAAAUAAGUAAAUUGCUUAUGUAAUAAAUGUAUGCAAACUAUAACGGAGUAUAUUAUGUAGUUAUAUGUAAAUAAAAAUGAUCUCAUUUAAAACUUAGAUUACACAAUGAACGUUUAUUUAUUUAUUAUAAUACAUUAUACUAUCUGUAUCUUGG
This is a messenger RNA of Spodoptera exigua (beet armyworm), 2343 nucleotides long. The record is from the annotation of a GenBank genome assembly. NCBI's taxonomy places the organism in Eukaryota, Metazoa, Arthropoda, Insecta, Lepidoptera, Noctuidae.